Messenger RNA from Synchiropus splendidus (mandarinfish), 3152 nucleotides. RefSeq names its product PR domain containing 6 (gene prdm6). Bases 264 to 2144 code for a protein of 626 amino acids. Gene Ontology annotation, cellular component: nucleus. The transcript is spliced from 11 exons. Lineage: Eukaryota; Metazoa; Chordata; Actinopteri; Syngnathiformes; Callionymidae. Gene Ontology annotation, molecular function: protein binding; histone methyltransferase activity. The record is from RefSeq and is a predicted model, not a curated record.
CGGAAGUGAGUCGAAUCCCCUCAAAUAGCUAAAACAACUUAAAGUAACUUAGCAUAUUCUUCGUAGAGGACGUCUUAAUGAAAUGCAAAUGACUUGUUCAGUUCCCGACUCGCACAAAGUGGAUCCCAGUACAGACGACAGAAUCUGCACUCACCAUCCCGUCCAGAACCUUUCCAAACACCACGUGUUUCCCGUCCAGCCACGGAGCUUUAGCCGCCAGGAUGAAGAACUGAGAGCCGUUGGUGUCAGGACCGGCGUUCGCCAUGCUCACCUGCUGGUGGGCAGCGAUGCUGAAGCCGGGUGACCCGAGCGGCUCGGCCUUCCUGAAGGUGGACCCGACCUACCUGCAGCACUGGCAGCAGCUCUUCCCUCAGGCGCAGCUCAAGGGUCCGCCGCCUGCCCCUGACCGCCUCUCCAUCCCCGUGGACCCACUGCGCCCAUCUCGCCUGCACAGCCACCUGCUGGCCACCACUCACUGCUCUUCAUCCUCAUCGUCCUCCACCUCCUCAGUUUCAUCCUCAUCCGCUGCCGCCGCGUUGACCCCGUCUUCGUCCAUGUCCAUCUCCACCUCUACCGGACUCACCCAGCUGCCCGUCCCUCAGCAGAUCGCCCUCUUUGGACAGGCAUUGGCACCGGUCUGCUCAGGCCCGACGGGGUCUGCAGCAGAUCUGGUGGUGGUGGUCCCGCCAGAGAGCCACAGCGCGGCAGCAGGACGCCUCCAUCAGGCCAAAGAGCAGAGCUGUGGAGGGGUCGGGGUGGGGGUGGUGUCCUCAAGCGUGAAGAGCGGCAGUGGAAGGGAGGAGGGGUGCAAAGGUGGGACGUCCAGGUUCAAGCUGACCUCCGAGGAGCUGGACUACUAUCUCUACGGACAGCAGAGGAUGGAGAUCAUCCCACUCAGCAACCACACGGGAGAACUCAACAACCGCUGCGACAUGUGUGCGGACAACAGGAAUGGCGAGUGUCCCAUGCACGGUCCCCUUCACUCACUGCGGCGGCUAGUCGGCACCAGCAGCACGGCGGCGCCUGUCACGCUGCCAGACGUUCCUGAUUGGCUGAGGGAUCUGCCCAGAGAGGUGUGUCUGUGCACCAGUACGGUCCCUGGUCUGGGUUACGGGAUCUGUGCGGCUCAGCGGAUCCCUCAGGGCACCUGGAUCGGUCCAUUUCAGGGAGUUCCACUGAUCCUGGACAAGCUGCAAGCUGGAGCCAUGAAGAACACCCGACACCUCUGGGAGAUUUACGAUGCAGAGGGGACGCUACAGCACUUUAUCGAUGGCAACGAUCCCAGCAAGUCCAGUUGGAUGAGGUACAUCCGCUGUGCGCGACACUGCGGCGAGCAGAACAUGAUGGUGGUCCAGUACAGGUCGUGCAUCUUCUACAGAGCCUGCAUGGACAUCCCCAGAGGAACCGAGCUGCUGGUGUGGUACAACGACUCCUACACUUCCUUCUUUGGCAUCCCACUCCAGUGCAUCGCCCAGGACGAGAACUUGAACGUCCCGGCCACAGUGGUGGAGGUCAUGAGCAGACAGGACCUGACACCCUUCAGCAAAUCGGGCAAACCCUCCUCCUCGGCCAACAGCCCGUCUGCCUCCACCAUGCGCUCCAUGGUCUUCCCCCACUCGCCCUGCCCUCGCAGUUUCACCAUGCUGGACAAGGUCGGUGGCGGCGUCCAGACGGAAUCGGGCUUCAGCCAGAUGGGGUCCAAGAACCAGCGGGUCCUGGCGAGUCCGACAUCCACCAGCCAGCUGAGCAGUGAGUUCAGUGACUGGCACCUGUGGAAGUGCGGCCAGUGCUUCAAGACCUUCACCCAGAGGAUCCUCCUGCAGAUGCAUGUCUGCCCACAGAACCCAGACAGGCCGUACCAGUGUGGUCACUGCUCGCUGUCCUUCUCGCAGCCGUCGGAGCUGCGGAACCACGUGGUCACUCACUCCAGCGACCGGCCCUUCAAGUGCGGCUACUGCGGACGGGCGUUCGCCGGCGCCACCACCCUCAACAACCACAUCCGCACGCACACGGGAGAGAAGCCCUUCAAGUGCGAGCGCUGCGACCGCAGCUUCACUCAGGCGACGCAGCUCAGCCGCCACCAGCGACUUCCCAACGAGUGCAAGCCGAUGAACGAGAGCAGCGAGUCCAUCGAGGUGGACUGAGAGCGAGGCCCCGCCCACACACUAAGUCUGAGAGAGUCCGUCCCAUCCCAACUCCAGCCACCCCCCAGAUCCAGGUUGAGGCCGGUCCACUCCGUUCGUGGGACCAAACUGAGUCAAGAAAAGACUGAUAACUCGAGCCUGGAUGACACAGUUGUACCACGCGUCAUGUGACCCGUGCGACUCCUGGAGCGUCGCUGGAGUUGGACUCCCAGAUUUUCCCGCCAAGACUUUUGUACUGACGGACAGAAAGACUCCAAACCAAAGAUUUCUCCCCGCAGACUCGUAUUUAUGAGACUUCCAAAGAUCCCAACACCAAAAACCCACAUAGCUUUAAACCUCUCGUCGCGUUAGCGACCAGCGAUGCCAAAGUUGGACCAGAAUGUACAGAAGAGACACAGAAGAUCUAUUUAUCCUCGCACUUUUGUGGCGCCACGGUAGCGUCUCCAAAGAAGAGUCGCCUUUCGGCUCGUUCGUCUUCUGCUAUUUCCCAGGAUGCAUUUGGAGUCUGCAUGGCGGGAAGUACAGUACACUUCAAUGUGGUGGUUAGCGGAGCGCUAAUUCGUAGCGUGAACUUGUUUCCCAAGACGAUGCGUGCAGCAAAUUUCUUCUCACGCUAUUCGCCUUCAUUUCUUUCGAUUAAAGGUGAAACAGGUUACAAUGAUCGAUCUACUGCAAACACAAAGAACUUGUGAAGCUGUGAAAAUACUUCACACCAAAACCUAGCAACAUGAUUCCAAACAGGAAGUAGAAGACAGCCACUUCCUGUUCGUGACGUUUAAAUAAAAUCACUUUGUUCACCGGGGUUAAAAGCCGACGGUCCGAUCACCAAUGUGCAGACUUCCGGCGCAUUCUGGGACUUCGCAACAUCAAAGCAGCUACACAACGUUUUGGGGAAAAAGAUGUUGGGUCAGAGCAGGAAGUGACGGACGCUUCGUCUGCUGAUGUUUGAGUUGUACAGAGGCGUCGGGAAACAAACAAGUCCAAGUGUCUGCAUGUUGAUCCCGAACU